GCUGCAGCUGCGGGGCGUGGGGGCGGCGGCUUCGGAGGCCAAGGCGGCGGUGGUGGCCCUGGCGGAGGCACCGGCACCUCGGCUGGAGAAGGCGCUCGGCCGGGACCCCGCAGAAGGCCCCAUGGAGGUGGUGGCGGGCGGAGGCUGCGGCGCGGGACCGCCCUUGCUGCUGAGCGAUAGCGAGCAGCAGUGCUACUCUGAGCUCUUUGCGCGCUGUGCAGGGGCUGCAAGCGGGGGCCCCGGACCUGGGCUCCCCGAGGCUACUAGGGUCGCCCCCGGCACUACCACUGCGGCCGCGGGUCCGGUGGCCGAUCUUUUCCGAGCGUCGCAGCUGCCACCCGAGACAUUGCACCAGAUCACAGAACUGUGUGGUGCAAAGCGGAUUGGUUAUUUUGGUCCAACACAGUUUUAUGUUGCCCUGAAAUUGAUUGCUGCAGCACAGUCUGGCCUUCCUGUGCGGACAGAGAGUAUUAAAUGUGAACUGCCUCUGCCUCGCUUCGUGAUGUCCAAGAGUGAUGGUGAGAUACGGUUUGGGAACCCAGCUGAGCUGCAUGGAACAAAGGUUCAGAUUCCAUACUUAACCACAGAAAAAAAUUCCUUCAAAAGAAUGGACGAUGAGGAUAAACAGCAGGAAACACAGUCUCCCACGAUGUCACCCCUCGCCUCCCCUCCUUCUUCCCCGCCUCAUUACCAGAGGGUGUCCUUGAGCCAUGGCUACAGCAAACUGCGGAGCGGCACAGAACAGAUGCAUCCAGCUCCUUAUGAAACUAGGCAGCCCAUUGGCCAGCCUGAAGGACCCUCAUCAGAGGGUCCUGGAGCCAAACCCCUUCGUCGUCAGGCAUCUCUUAUUCGGUCCUUUUCAGUGGAGCGAGAACUGCAGGAUAACAACAGUAAUUACCCAGAUGAGCCCUGGAGGAUAACGGAAGAACAGCGGGAGUACUAUGUCAAUCAGUUUCGGUCCCUCCAGCCAGACCCGAGUUCCUUUAUUUCAGGGUCUGUGGCCAAGAACUUCUUCACCAAAUCAAAGCUCUCCAUUCCAGAACUUUCUUAUAUCUGGGAACUCAGUGAUGCUGACUGUGAUGGAGCCCUGACCUUGCCUGAGUUUUGUGCUGCAUUUCAUCUUAUUGUAGCACGGAAGAACGGCUACCCGCUACCAGAGGGCCUGCCUCCAACUCUGCAGCCAGAGUACCUGCAAGCAGCCUUUCCUAAAUCCAAGUGGGAGUGUGCAAUAUUUGAUUCUUAUUCUGAGCCAAUGCCAGCAAGCCAACAACCCUGUGACUUGAAUCGGAUGGAGAAGACAUCUGUUAAAGACAUGGCUGACUUUCCUGUCCCUACCCAAGAUGUGACUACUGGUGAUGACAAACAAGCUUUGAAAAGUACUGUUAACGAUUCCUUACAAAAGGACAUAUCUGAAGAUACAGCAACUUCUAAGGACUACAACAGUCUCAAAGCAAGACCAAGAUCCAGAUCUUACUCUAGCACAUCCAUAGAAGAGGCCAUGAAAAGGGGUGAGGACCCUCCCACCCCACCACCAAGGCCACAGAAAACCCAUUCCAGAGCCUCCUCCUUGGAUCUGAAUAAAGUCUUCCAGCCCAGCACGCCAGGUCACAGCAGAGACGGCACUGUCUCAGAUGGCAUUUGGGGAGCUGCAAGGGCCUUUCCACUGACGUAUGGAGGUACUAACUCAGGAUUGUUACCUCCACCACCGGCACUUCCUCCAAGACCAUGCCCAACACAGUCUGAACCAGUGUCUGAAGCUGACUUACACCCUCAGCUAAGCAGAGCUCCUUCCCAAGCUACAGAAGGCAGUCCAGCAAAGAAGGAUGUGCCACAUGCUCAACCUCCAUCAAAACCUAUUCGCAGGAAAUUCAGACCUGAGAACCAAACUACUGAAAACCAAGAGCCUGCUGCUCCAGUUGGAGGGGCAGCUUCUGCAGCAAUGGUGAAACCCCAACCAACAGUACAGAAGCAGUCUUCCAAACAGAAGAAGGCCAUUCAGACUGCCAUUCGCAAAAAUAAAGAAGCCAACGCAGUGCUGGCCCGCUUAAACAGUGAGCUUCAGCAACAGCUGAAGGAGGUUCAUCAAGAACGGAUUGCGUUGGAAAACCAAUUGGAACAACUUCGUCCAGUCACAGUGUUGUGACAUUUCCAAGGCUCGAGUGACAGUGGGUGACUUUGUCUGCCAAGAUCUUUCUUUUGAGUGCUUGAGCCCAACUACUUGUCAUAGAUGUCUCAAUGUCAAAAGCUGUGAGCAGCACAACAUAAUCUGUAUGACUUUCUCUUUUGCAGUUCACAUGAAUUUUACAGUGGUGGUAAAAUGUCUUCAACUAAUUAUUGCACUUAAAAUCUUAAGUAUCAGCUACCUGGGAGCUGAAACAGGAGGGCCACAAGCUCAAAACCAUCUUGAGAAGCUUAUUGAGACACUCUCUCAAAUAAAAAGUAAAAAGAGAGCUAGGGAUAUAGUGCAGUGAUUGAAUGUUUGCCAGAUGGGCAGAAAGACUCCAGUUUAAUCCAAAUAUCAUUUAAAAAUUAUACUUAUUAAUGGGAUUUAUCUUGCAUUUAACCACUUUUCGAUAUUGCUCCUUAUUAAAGUUAGUCUUCUAGCAGAUAAUUCAAAGUAUUAUUUAUUUUAAAAAUUUAUAAUUUUUAUAGAACCUAUUAAUGAAGUACUACCAGGAUGCUCAUUUUAUUCUUGUAUGUGUGUUACACACAGUAGGUUGGCUUCCUGAAUAGUGUGGAUUCAAGCUGGAUAGUCUUGGCAUGAUGAUAAUAAAAACAAAAGCUGAAAUACAAUUAAAGCAUCAGAUUUACCCGGGCAUAGUGUCCUCUACCACUAUAUGCUAAAAACUGCUUCUCUAGUACCAUUUUGAUAUUGUAUCAGCUAUAAGUAAUACAUGAUUAUUGUUUUCUAUUAAAUAUGAGAAUUGUAUUGGGUCUUUACACCUCCAUGAAAUAGAGAAUUUGGCAAUGGACUGUUUAAUGUGUCCAAUCUAGGCCAUCAACCUAGAUAACUUAGUCCUUUUCAUGUAAACUUUUGGGCAAGCACAAUCUACUUUAACAAUCUACUUUAAAUACUUGCCAGAUCCCUACUUUUAUCCUGCAUGGGAUAGCAUCUCUGUAAAUGCAUGAACUUGGAAGCCACCCAUCAAAUAUGAGUAGCUGGAUUGCUACCUAUUUGUUGUUGCACCCAGUUACCCAGGCUAAGAAGGGAAGGGAAAUAGCUACCAACUCUCCAACAAUUCCUGGUUGUUAUUGUUGCCAUUGUCUUUAUUUCAGCCUGGAUUUCAAAUGUGUGGGGUCUGAAGACAAUGAAAGAAUGUAAUCUUCUCACCAGCUAUAUGACUACUUGUUCUUUGUAAAGCGUGCUUUUGGGAGGGAUUGGCUUUAUAUACAGUUCAGGAGAGCUCAGGUAAUUCUAGUGGA
Molecule: messenger RNA, 3423 nt
Organism: Acomys russatus (golden spiny mouse)
Lineage: Eukaryota; Metazoa; Chordata; Mammalia; Rodentia; Muridae
Gene: Reps2
Product: RALBP1 associated Eps domain containing 2
Exons: 19
Coding region: 122-2143 (673 amino acids)
Biological process (GO): endocytosis; endosomal transport
Cellular component (GO): plasma membrane; cytoplasm
Molecular function (GO): protein binding; calcium ion binding
Source: RefSeq, a predicted model, not a curated record